AUGUCUGAACCAAACCACUAUGGUAGCUUCAAGGAGCAGAUGCAGAGGUUCCGCGCAUCAGACGAAGCGAGAGAGCAGUUUGUUAGCGAGCUUGUAGCCAAAUACGAAGCUUUGUCCGAGCAGUAUUCCGAUUUGAAGAGUGACUACUUGAGUGAAAGAGAUAACCGGAGAAAUUAUCAAAAGACGCUUGAAGAGAAAUUGGCCUUGGUGGCCGACUGCGAACGUCAGCUGGAUGCGGGUUCCUUUGUAUUGGCUCUAAUUGAUGGAGACGGGGCUAUUUUUCAAAAUGCUCUACUCCAAGCUGCUGAUGGUGAUGGCGGCUCCGAAGCCGCCUCUCGCUUGUAUCAUGCGAUUCGCGAUCACAUUGCCUCGUUGUACAACAACUCAAGCAACUGGCCUGUUGUGGUCCAGAUUUAUCUAAGUCUCGAUAAACUCGCAAUCAAGCUGGCCUCGGUCGGUCUUCUACGUUCUCCCUCGGAUUUACGAAGUUUUGUCCAGCAUUUCAAUGUAAAUCAGCCUUUGUUUAGUAUCGUCGACGUUGGUCACGGCAAGGAAAGAGCCGACCAUAAGAUUAAGGAAACGCUCCGCGUCUUUAUUGACAAUCCUACCUGUCGGCACAUCAUCUUCGGUGGCUGUCACGAUGCAGGCUAUCUUUUAAACUUCGAGCCCUUCAAGCACAACUUGCUCAAGGCUAGCCGCAUUACCUUUCUCGAGACUACGCCAGCAUACGUAGGUUUCAACACACUGACCAACUUCAGACGCACUCGCUUCGACAACGUGUUUAGAGCAGAGCAAUUGCCUGAAAAUCCGCGGGUCAAUGGUGCUAAUCAGGCACCGUCCCAGCCCCCUGUACAGCCCCCAGUACAGCCCGUUGUUCGCCCAAUUACUAUCAACCCCAGUAAUUCGCCUUCUACUACUUCAAGAGCAUCUGUAGCUUCACCUGUGCCUAGCGUAGCCUCAACAUCGAUUGUGGAGCCUGACGAGUCAAAUAGAGACCCAUCUUGGGCCACUGUGGGCAAGACUGGCGCUCCCCCAACGGGCAGUGUCUCGAUCGCGCCUAAUACUAAGAAGAACACUAAGAAGAAGUAUGCUUAUUACAACAAAGCGGAGCAAAGAUUGGACGAGGCGCUUCCUCCAAAAGAUUCCGCUGCCAUUGUUUCGCUCGACGCGCGUAUGAAGAGGCUGCGCAAAAAUUUGUGUAACAACUGGCAUCUCCACGGAAAGUGUGAGAAUGGAAAGUUUUGCCAUUUCCAGCACGAACCGAAGCUACCGGCCGCUGAGUUGAAUGUUUUGCGUCAUAAAGCACGUACCUUGCCUUGCAAGAACAGAUAUUGCGAAGACAUUGACUGUUAUCUGGGACACCAGUGUCCUCAGGAACGCGAAACAGGGUACUGCUCAUUCGCAGACAAAUGUCACUUCCGCUUCACACACGGUAUGGACAAAGUCAAAUAUGUUAGAGUUGACCGAGAGGGCAAUGAGGACUACGCUCCUUAA
Messenger RNA from Bipolaris victoriae FI3, 1494 nucleotides. RefSeq lists its product as hypothetical. The transcript has 9 exons. The record is from RefSeq and is a predicted model, not a curated record. The coding region runs from base 1 to 1494 and encodes 497 amino acids. NCBI's taxonomy places the organism in Eukaryota, Fungi, Ascomycota, Dothideomycetes, Pleosporales, Pleosporaceae. Gene Ontology annotation, molecular function: metal ion binding.